AUGAGUUUAAGUUACUUAAACGGUCUCAUGCUUCGUGUCUUACAAUUUUGUAUUGGAAUGACAAUGGCAGUGGCGGAUUUGUCAAUUGACAGGGUUUGGACGUAUUGGGUCCCACUGAAUAAACAGUCAAUACGCCACGUUCCAAUGGUAUUGUACUUGGUGAUAAUUGAAGAAGGAUAUCUCCGUGAUACUAUGGAUAAGCUCCACAAUGAACAUUCGUCUUAUACUUUAACUCUAUUUAUUGGUGUGAUCGGAUUGGCCUGGUACGUUUUGUGGUUGUACGUGAUCAACGGAAAUUAUUCAUUUUGGAGCCUGAGCCUCGAUUUUAUAUUGUUUGGAGGUUUAAACAACUCGCGAUAUUCUUUUGGGACAAAUGGCGAAUCAUUAAAACGAUCAAUCGUAUCGGACAUUCCGUAG
Molecule: messenger RNA, 417 nt
Organism: Macrosiphum euphorbiae (potato aphid)
Lineage: Eukaryota; Metazoa; Arthropoda; Insecta; Hemiptera; Aphididae
Source: the annotation of a GenBank genome assembly